Molecule: messenger RNA, 3518 nt
Organism: Amphiprion ocellaris (clown anemonefish)
Lineage: Eukaryota; Metazoa; Chordata; Actinopteri; Pomacentridae
Gene: tgm1l1
Product: transglutaminase 1 like 1
Exons: 14
Coding region: 171-2495 (774 amino acids)
Biological process (GO): peptide cross-linking
Molecular function (GO): protein-glutamine gamma-glutamyltransferase activity
Source: RefSeq, a predicted model, not a curated record
CCGUGCAGCACAUUCCAGUACCAGCCUUAUAAGUAUUCUAAUCCAAGAGAGAAGCGAGUGGAGAGAAACUAAGAAAGUUUCCAAAAGUUUUAAGAAGAGCUGAGGGAUAAUUACUCAGGAAGACACAGAGUUUUCACCGCUGAUCUAAAGAAGAAGCCACACGGAGAAAAAUGCCAGGUGAGCGAUUAACAGUUAGAGGCACGUCCGAGAUCGGGCGUUUCCCAGGAGCGGCGCCGCCCACCAGGGUGGAACUCACCAUCCACCAUCAGGGCGAGAAGAAGCAGGAGGAGGGAGGCUGUCGACGUUGGUUCAGGAAGAUGUGCCCGUGCUGCUGUAAGCGCCAGAACAGCACCUCCUAUGAUGUUACAGAUAAGGUGGAAUUUACCAAACCCCCUAACCCGGCCCCGCUCAUAAUGGAAAAGGAGACUAAUGAAACAAAGCUGUCAGUGUGUUCGGUGGAUCUUCUGAGCUCCAAGACGAGUCAGAACCGACAGGAGCAUCACACCGACCUGUAUCAUGGAGAUGAGCUGAUCAUCCGCAGAGGACAGACCUUCCAGAUGGAGCUGGAGUUGAACAGGCCCUUUAACGCUGACACUGACAAGCUGCAUCUGGACAUCAAAACAGGUUCCCUGCCGAUGGUGUCCAAAGGGACCCAUGUCAUCAUUCCACUGGUGGAAGAUCUGGAAGAUUUACGCUGGGAGGCCAAGAUCGUACAGGAAAACGGCAACAAAGUCAAACUGUCCGUCAACUCUCCAUGCACCGCUGUGGUUGGGCUGUACGGACUCUCGGUGACAACGUCCUCUCUGAAGGGCGAGGACGCGACAACUCACAACUCCAGCAAGAACAUUGUUAUGCUCUUCAACCCUUGGUGUGAAGAGGACAGUGUGUUCCUGGAUGACGAGGAGGAGAGGAAGGAGUAUGUGCUGAAUGACACUGGGAGGAUUUACUAUGGCACAGAGAAGCAAAUCGGAGCCCGAACAUGGAACUUUGGGCAGUUCCAUGAGGGCAUCCUGGAAGCAUGUCUGUUUAUCCUGGAGAAGAGUGACAUGCCGCCUUCCGGUCAAGGAGAUCCUGUCAAUGUGGUUAGAGUCGUAUCUUCCAUGAUAAAUGCUCAGGAUGACUUAGGUGUUCUGGUUGGGAACUGGUCAGGAGAUUACUCUGAUGGAGUCUCUCCUGCGGCGUGGAGCAGCAGCGUGGAGAUCCUGAGGAAAUACCACUCCACCAAUGGAACACCUGUGUCAUAUGGGCAGUGCUGGGUCUUCUCUGGGGUCACUACAACAGUGCUACGUUGUCUUGGCAUACCCGCUCGCAGUGUGACCAACUUCCAGUCUGCUCAUGACACUGAUGUUUCACUCACUACAGAUGUGUAUUUUGAUGUGGAUAUGGAGCCGAUUGACCACCUCAAUAGUGACUCUGUGUGGAAUUUCCAUGUGUGGAACGACUGCUGGAUGGCCAGACCAGACCUGCCUCCUGGCAACGGAGGCUGGCAGGCUGUUGACUCCACACCUCAGGAGACCAGCCAGGGCACCUUCCGCUGUGGCCCCGCCUCUGUCAACGCCAUCCGCUCAGGCCAAGUCUACCUCAAACACGACACGCCUUUUGUUUUUGCUGAGGUCAACAGUGAUAAGAUCUACUGGCAGAGGAACCUGGAUGGCACCUUCAGUCAGAUCCACAGCGAGAAGAAAGCUGUUGGUCACUGCAUCAGCACCAAAGCAGUGGGCUCUGAUGAGAGAGCAGACAUCACACACCUGUACAAACAUCAAGAAGGUUCGGAAGAGGAGCGCAUCGCAGUCGAGACCGCUAGUCGCUAUGGCAGCAAGCCAGAUGUCUACUCCACCCCGAUGGCAGAGGAUGUGUCUGUGGAGGUGAAGAUGGAGGGCGAGGGGCCCAGAAUGGGUGCUGAUGCCCAGCUGAGCAUUGUGGUGAAGAACAUGAGCUCACAGCCCCGUCGGACGACUCUGCACAGCCAGGUGGCCGUUAUGUACUACACUGGUGUGCUGAAGAAUGCCAUCAAGAAGGAGCAGAUGCCUGUGGAGCUUUUGCCCAAUGAAGAGAAAACCAUUGAGUGGCUUCUGCCCUACCAACAGUACCAGAACCAGCUGGUGGAUCAGGCAGCCCUGAUGCUGACUCUGUCUGGAAGAGUCAGUGAGACCCAACAAGUGUUGGCCAACCAGACCACCUUCAGGCUCCGGACGCCAGACCUCAACAUCACACCUGUUGGAGAAGCUAUUGUUGGUAAAGAAAUGGCUGCCAAGAUAACCUUCACCAACCCCCUACCACGUACACUGAAAGGAGUGGUGUUCAGAGUGGAGGGCCUGGGCCUUCAGAAGGGCCAUGAAGUGGUUGUCGGUGAUGUUGGCGGUCACUCCACAGUGACACUGACUGAGCACUUCAUCCCAACCCAGCCUGGACCCAGGAAGCUGGUGGCGUCUCUCGACUGUAAACAGCUCACACAAGUACACGGGGUGGCUGACAUUGUUGUUGUUGAACAAUAAGAGGGAGCCACAAUGUUCAGCCUCUUUCACUUUAUUAUUUUUUUCCUUAUAGAAUAUAAACAGAGCCUCUAAUUAUAUGAAGUGUGCUAAAUUCCUGUAUCUUAAACUGACCUGUUUAUUUUGUACUGCUGCAAAAAAAAGAAUUUUGAUAUUCUAAAACUAUGAAUAGUCAAUUAACAACUGUAGCAUUACCAGUAUUAUUAUUAUUAUUAUUAUUAUUAUUAUUAUUAUUAUUAUUAUUAUUAUUAUUAUUAUUAUUGUGUUUUAGUUUAAUAGGAAUUCACAUUUCUGUCUAGCUGUGAAGUAUGCAGUAGGAUUAAACACAUGCACAGCAGACAAAUGGCUUCACAUGCUGCUCUGACACUAAUGCAUUUCAAGACACUGAACAACACGUGGAUUUGCAGAAAGUUUUGCAUCAUGUAAAUACUGUAUUGUCCAUAUAUCUUGUCAUAAUGUGAAAAGUAUUGUCAGACAAAAUGAACCUCACAUGGCUUAAAUGAAGGGAGGGUACUGUGAAAUGUUUGGAAGGGAAAGGGUGUUGAAUAGGUAUUGAUAUUUUGAAGAAAAAAAAAAGGUAGGGGAGGCAAGGUAUAAUUUUUUUCUUUAUAUUAUAUUUUGGCUUAAAAACUUUAAAAUUAUUGCUCAAAAUUCACCAAACAGUAACGUGGCUGAAAGACUAUUUUCGAUAAAAUCCAAUUUUGUGGUGCCUCUUUUAUUUUGAAAGCAGCACAUCAGCAGUCAAAAAACUGAAAUCUACACUAGCGGACACAAUGCACAAUGUUGCUCUGUACUUUUUGUGCAUAUACUUACACUGACAUCAACUUUACAGUACUUUGCAGUAAAGCGACAUUUCCAAACAGAACACAGUGGCCUUAAUACAUGUUAGAUUUACCUGGUUCUAGUCUGGUGCUAACUUCAGCACUCAACGUGAAGGAAACUAUGUUAAUAUCAUCAAACUAUUUAUCAACCUGUAAUAUUUUUUUGUAUCGUCUGUGUUGUAAUAAAACUCACACUGAAACAAUG